This is a messenger RNA of Mesocestoides corti, 846 nucleotides long. NCBI's taxonomy places the organism in Eukaryota, Metazoa, Platyhelminthes, Cestoda, Cyclophyllidea, Mesocestoididae. The record is from the annotation of a GenBank genome assembly.
AAAAUUGAUGCUGAUGAAUGGCUGAAAUCGUCCAGUGGAGCUUUGAAAGACCAGUCGUCCGCCAGGUGGGAAGUUUCAACGAAUCGUGGUCUGGUGAGCCGUGUCAAUGGCCUGUUUUCUAGCAGAAGCAACGAAAGCUCUGGCGAAGUGGUUGGAAGGGCAUGCCUACUGACCUCAAGUGCUAGCGGCAUUAAUGAGGACCAGGCGCAGUGCGGUGUGGAUGAGCCGGUAGAUAGUCAUGAUGAGCUGACGAGUUUCGGAGAUGAGUCGUGCAACGACAUUACUGAAGCAAUUGAGCACCUGGCUCGAUUCAGAAGAACGAGCAAUUCAGAGGUGGUUCAAGCCAUCCUACAACGUCCCAUCGGGGACGUGUCUGCCUCCUUCCAAAUUCUUCUUAAUUUUCAGCGACUACGUGCAGGGGUCUACAUGAUGGACCACACAGUUCCAGGAUGGCGACCUCUGGAGACAGCCUUUUUCAAGCAUUUUAUGGAUCCGGUUCGUACGAAGCGUCUGGUUAGCACUGGUGGAGGUGAUGAAGUCGCGGAGAAAAUUAUGGACCUGAAUGAAAGCACCUCCAUCAGCAUGAUCAAUUGGUGGUGGUGUCCACUUCUUAUAAGGGAUUCGAGAACCUGCUCAUGUCUUUCUCCAACUGAUGCUUUCCUGGGCUGUCGAUUAGACAAAAGGGCCUUCAGAAAAGAAUUGAUUGCAUCCAUCGACGCUUUCGACAAAAAGGUGCUCUAUCAAGCACGAGAUCAAAGCGACGCUGACUUGGUGCCUAGCAGAGCAUCCACCAAGACAUUGGACAAUCAACGACCCAAGCAAAUAAAGGCGAGUUUACAAGACUGA